Brassica oleracea var. oleracea is the source of this 1305-nucleotide messenger RNA. RefSeq lists its product as uncharacterized. The record is from RefSeq and is a predicted model, not a curated record. Bases 1 to 1305 code for a protein of 434 amino acids. NCBI's taxonomy places the organism in Eukaryota, Viridiplantae, Streptophyta, Magnoliopsida, Brassicales, Brassicaceae. The transcript has 3 exons.
AUGUCCCAGGGAGAGGACGAAUCUCUCUGCUACGUCAUAAAACGGUUCAAGACCGUCAUGGCUAGAGUCAGCGGAAUAAGCGACAAAGUAGCUGUAGACGCGCUCCAAAAGACGCUCUGGUACAAGUUGAAGUUUAGGAAGUGGAUAACUUUAGAUAAGCCGCAUAUGAUCCAAGACGCGCUCCAUAAAAGGCUGACGAAGACAUCGUCAAAGGAUCAUGGGUCGGAUCAAAAGCCUAAAAAGAAAAACCCUCGAAACAACAAAAACGUCCAUCACGGGGAAGAAGAGACCCAGGGAGCGCAUAACUACCCCAUCAACUCCGGAUCGGAGCAAGGCCGGACGACGGGCAAUACAUGGACCCGGAAUCCAAAUUACGAUGAGAACGCCUUCUGCGACUUCCACCAGGCCCGCGGCCACUCGACCGUAAAUUGCAAAGUUCUCGUCUCUAGGUUGGCCGCAAAGCUACUCGCGGGAGAAAUCGCCGAAGUGUCUAGCGUAAAAUAUCUCUUCCGCGAUUCAGACCGCCCUCCAAGAAACGAUAGGCCCCCUCAAACAGCGAGCUCUCUCCAAGGGAACCAAUCGGGAGAAAAGUGCGGAAGGAGGCAGGACGAGAAGGGCAAUGACAAUGGUCGCCGCAAAGUCAAUAUGAUCAUCGGAGGAUCGCAAUACUGCAGCGAUACUUCUGCGCCUAGUGACUUCCCGAAAGGAGCGAUCACUUUCGAUGAAGAAGAGGCUGGCGGGAUCGACCAGCCCCACUGCGAUCCGCUCGUGAUCGAUCUCGUGAUAAGAGAUCUCGAGGUCGCAAGGGUUCUCAUCGACACAGCUGGUAGCACGGUCAAUGUCAUCUUCCGUGACAGUCUCAAGAGGAUGAACGUCGAGCUAGGAGAAGUCGUACCAUCGCCCAAACCGCUAACCAGUUUCGAGGACACAACGUCAAUGACUCUCGGAUCGAUCAAAAUUCCCGUUGCUACGAAAGAAGUCACGAAGAUUGUCGACUUCGCGGUCGUCGACCACCCGGCCAUUCACAACGUCAUCAUGGGCACGCCUUGGCUAAACCCCAUGAAGGCAGUCCCGUCGACUUAUCACUUAGGCCUCAAAUUCCCGACUAAUAAUGGAAUUGCCGCAAUCUGGGGAUGCCAGACACAGUCAAGACAUUGCUUCUUGGCCGAACACAAGCUAAGGCAAAUCACUACCACCGCGAUGGUGAAACCCAAACGGGCGAAGCUAACUCAGGUACUAACUGAAAACGCUUCGGAAAAAAAGGGUCCAAAAUCGUCGAUUCAAGCAACGGCCAAGAAACAUUAA